Messenger RNA from Orbicella faveolata, 2690 nucleotides. RefSeq lists its product as uncharacterized. The record is from RefSeq and is a predicted model, not a curated record. NCBI's taxonomy places the organism in Eukaryota, Metazoa, Cnidaria, Anthozoa, Scleractinia, Merulinidae.
AAAACGAAAACGGCAAAACGAAAAAAACAAAUGAAAAAUUAUGUGCCAGUUAAGAUUAACUUCGCUUUUCUCAUUAUUCACGGAUAUUAAACACCACUUUCCUUGUGAGUUAAUGUGUUUUCGUUUUCAUAACCUUGUGGGAAAUAACCCAUCCAUAAAGACUCAAGUGUCGAUGUCAGAUGAGAUUUGGUGACACAAUACCGUGCUGAACAAGGACUAUAGUAAAUAUAUGUAUCAUCAAAUCCAUCCAGAGCUGUUUGCUGAAUUACAAGAAAAGUUAUAUAGAAAAAAAUAUGUUUCUCUGAAAUCUUUCCUAUGGAAUCAAAUGGACCUGUAGAAUUUUUUCCGUUAUCUGUGCGUUCAUGCGCAAUAAUUAUUCUGGAAAAGGUUUACAUUUUCUAGUGGGCGGCUCUCGAUGUCCCCCGGCGCCAUCGCCGUUCUUAGCACAAAAUUACUGAAAACUGCCAAACUGUUACUUCACUAUAGGAUUGUGGAUUCGCCUAAGUCAAUUCAAUUAAAUUUAUCGAUCUGGAUUCUAGGAGGAAUGAAAUAUUGUAUUCAAAAAUAAGUGUUCCACAUGGAUGCAAACACGAAAAAACUGACUGACCUCUGUUUCUUGGAAAGCUGCAGUAUCAUAUGCCACGUGUGUCGAAAACCUGUUUUUCUUGUCUGGAGUAUUACAGAUCAAGGGAUAAACCCCUGAAUAGUGGGAAUCCAGUUUCACUUAUCCCUUCUUGGUCUGCUGCCGGAUUGACUGCGGCUGUCUUUCAAGCAGACUGGCAAGAAGGAUGAAUACUUUUUCAUUUAUCACUUUAAGUCUUCAGGGGACAAUUUUCGUCUUCUCGUUUUGCCUAGGUGCUCAUGGACAGACAGCACAGCCCCUUCUCACGUGUAACUCCGCGAGGAAAACUUGCGAGUUAAAUCGAAGCUUUCUUCAAGACAUUGCAAAACUUCCUUUGCCUAUUCGAGUCAUAGCAAUGCAUGGGGAUGCAAAAGUGGACAAACGGAUGCUUUGGAAGAUGAUCAACCACGUUUGGAAUGGAGCAAAUCACACGUUCGUCGAGGAAAUCUUUCAGACUGGUGACGGUUUCGCGCCCCUCACGCGCGGAGUGUGGGCGUAUAUCACGCAGAACAAAGAGGGAAGCAUUAUUUUACUGGACGUGGAAGCCGACGAUCUUGUCGACGAGACCCUUGAAGCGCAUCUUCACAUGUUUACGGGAAUGAUUUCGUCUGGUUUGAAUAUUAUGGUUCGCGAGUACAUUCAAAACAGCGACUUGCAGUCUCUUUAUUAUUUAACGCGCCUGAAUGAACUGAUAUUUCCGAAUUCCAGCGGUGGAAACUUUCCCAAACUCCGAGUAACCGUGAGCGGUGGGGUAAAAGAUCCAACCGGCCGAUCUGUUGAAGAUUACACCAGGGAUUUCAUAGCGGGGCACUCUUUCCAAAAAGGUAUGGUAGAGGAGAGAAAGAUCAUCGCAAAGUACUUCCCAAGGAACGAAAUUGCCGUAAGUGAAAUUCCACUAGUUGAAGAUCACGCACUUUUUAAGGACUUUGAAAAGCUGUCCGGAAGUGACUACCUGAAAGCGAUGGUUACCUUAGCAACACAAUUAACGGAAUUUCCAAUAAAGAGAAACAGCGAAGGAAGGCCUAUGCAUGGUGUUGCGCUUACAAAGCUUAUUGAACGACUCACAGAAACCCUUAGCGCAGGUGGGUGGAUGAACUUUGCAAAUAUUUACAACACAAUUGAAAGCAAUAUUUGCAAGAGGAGCGAGGCCAAGUUCCUAAGACCGCUUUUCAAACUGGGAUCAGGGCAGAUAGAAUUUGAUGAGAGAAACCUUCUGGAUGCAUUCAAGAAAGAUUGCCGACUGGACAGUACGAUUAUAUCUGCCAGGAAAAAGCUACAGCAAAUAAUUCAAGCAAAAAAGACAUUGGAAGAUUUAGAGAUCGCUCUCGCGGAAAAUGAAAGCAAGAAAAUGGAAGAGGUGGAGAAACGAGCUAACACAGAAGAGGAAAUUCAGAAAAUAAUUGAAGGCAAAGACAAAGAGAUCGCUGAAGAAACCAAAGCUCGCAAGGAAGCUGAACGAAAAGUUCAGGAUCUUUUGGAAAAGCUGAACACUUGCAAGUCGCUAUUAAUAGCGCAAAUCGAGAGAGGAUGGAUUUACGCAUUGCGAUCAGCCCUCAGUGAUGAAGAAAUCCCUGCUGAAUCAAAGUUGCUUUACAGCAAGGCUCGAGAGAAGAAAGAAGCUCGAGAAGACGACACGAAUUGCAACAAAAUGUAUCAGGACGAAAUAAAAACGCUGAAGGAGAAUCAAAAGCGAAUUAUCGAUGCCUUAGAGACAAAAUAUUCCCUUCGUGAAUUGUCAGAGGCUCUGAUAAAAGUGUUGAGUCUUUGUAGUAGUGUCAUGGGACUCGCGCUUCAGAUAAGAGCACUACUUCGUUAAAGAGACUGUAUUAUACUGCUUUAUCGAGGUGAAACUUCCUCCAGUUGAAAAAACAAAACUUGUCCUGCCACUGGAAGUUUCUAAUGUGCUAAUUGUACAAAGGUCUUUAUUGUCUUUAUUCAGCUUGUAAUUUACUGUCAUGAUAUUUCAAAUGAAUUCAAGCUGUUAGACAUUACUCUCGUAUUAUGCUGUUUGUAUAGGUAAUCGUACGGUUACGAGUUCAAUUUGGAAUCAAUUUGCACGAGUGAGUUU